AUGAUGUUUGUCAGAAAUGAUUCCAGCGUCUUCCGAUUUUGCCGAUCAAAAUGCCGACGACUGUUUGAGAAGAAGCGCAACCCGAGGAAGGUUGCCUGGACGAAGGCCAGCAGACGUGCUCGAGGGAAGGAGCUGGUUAACGAUACAACGCAGGAAAUGGAGUCCCGUCGCAAUGAGCCAGUCAAGUAUGAGCGUGAACUUUGGCAGAAGGUCAUCGAGGCUGGAAAGACGGUGGCCGAAUUGAAAACUAAAAGGUAUGCCAACAAGAUCCGGAAGAACCAGCAACCGGGCAAGAUCGUGAACAAGAAGGGAAUGAUCAAGAAGGCUCGCACCAAGCUCCACCUCAUCGAAGCCCCGCUGGCCACGGCGAGGAAGGCGAAGCAGGCCCAAGAGCACAAGCAGGAAGAGAUGGAACUCAAC
Messenger RNA from Mesorhabditis spiculigera, 420 nucleotides. NCBI's taxonomy places the organism in Eukaryota, Metazoa, Nematoda, Chromadorea, Rhabditida, Rhabditidae. The record is from the annotation of a GenBank genome assembly.